This is a messenger RNA of Lineus longissimus, 4474 nucleotides long. Its product is annotated as nonsense-mediated mRNA decay factor SMG5-like. NCBI's taxonomy places the organism in Eukaryota, Metazoa, Nemertea, Pilidiophora, Heteronemertea, Lineidae. Gene Ontology annotation, biological process: nuclear-transcribed mRNA catabolic process, nonsense-mediated decay. The record is from RefSeq and is a predicted model, not a curated record. The transcript is spliced from 24 exons. The coding region runs from base 122 to 3424 and encodes 1100 amino acids. Gene Ontology annotation, molecular function: telomerase RNA binding; protein binding; telomeric repeat DNA binding. Gene Ontology annotation, cellular component: telomerase holoenzyme complex.
UCAAAAAGUAUUGAAUUUUGUCAAAAACGCUCGAUAAAGUAACUUUUUGCAAUAAUUACAUGGCUAAGUUUAGUCUAACCAUGAUUUACGCCGAGAAUUGAUAUUUGUGCAGAGGAAAAACAUGAAAAAGGCUUCAGUUAAACCUUCUGAAGGGAAGCAAGAGGCCGACAAGUCCAAGAGACUCUACCGAGCUGCUCUUGACUGCAUUCGGAAGCUGGAUGAACUUCUCACUCACAAGAAAGCCUAUCGAGAUGUCUUUCUUCCUGAGGCUAUAGGAUAUCGCAAUAGACUUAAAGACUACUGUGAGCGGUUGAUGUUCUACAACCCUAUUGAGUAUGGACGCAGAGCAGAGGAGUUGCUUUGGAGGAAAGUUUUUUACGACAUAAUACAGCUUGCAAAGCAUAACAGGAAACAACUGCACAGUAACAGCGGCUUAGAGUGUGCUGUGAGGACCCACCUGGCGGCAGCAGCUGGCUACUACCACCAUCUUCUGUUACGCCUUCAGUACCAGUAUGAGAUCAGGCUUGAAGACUCCAUUGAUUUGUGCUUUGUGCCAGAACCUAGAUCAUACAAGAAAUCUCAUCAGAUCAAGAAACAUGAACUGCCACCAGAGAUCCUGGAAUGGGCAAAGCGUGCUUGUCAUCGAUGCCUCAUCUACCUUGGUGAUAUUGCUCGCUACCAGCAAGAGUUUGACGGUAUCAAGAGUCGUAUUCUCUCUCGCCGCUACUACUACCAAGCGCUCGCCCUCCUGCCCGAUACGGGCAUGCCGCACAACCAGCUGGGCACCCUGGCUGGAUCGUCCUAUUAUAACUGCACUGCAGCUUACUACUACAUGAGAUGUCUGUUGUGUGAGACAAGCUUUGAAGGAGCUCAGGGCAACAUGAAGCGUCUGUUUGAGAAGAACCGUAAGAGGCAUACAGAAGUAUCACUGAGUUCACCGCGGGACCUCCCACCAGAGCAACAGAGGUACAAAGAUAUCAAACGAUGCAUAGUUGGCUUCAUGUAUCUUCUGGAUGUACUGCACUUCAACACACAAAACUUGGAAAACAAAGAACUGCAAGAAUGCUGUCAGACAACAUUACAGGAUUUCAAUCUGUGCAUGUACUACCAGCCGCCACAGAACACCAUCAAUGGUUACACGGAUGAGCUUUGCAAAGAUGACAAAGGCCCAUAUUUGGAUAAUGACAUUGUUUUCAAGAUGGUCGUCAUGUGUAUCAUGACAGUUCACAACCUGAAUGUGUCGGGUUCCAAGUUUAUAACAGCAGCGAUGGCAUUCAGCCUCGCCCUGUUCUCUCAUGUCCUCAACCACGUCGUCAACAGAGUCCAGACAGCCAUCUAUGAAGCAGAGAACCCCAGAAAGGAGCUAGCAGCAGAGAGUCCUGUUCAUUCGAACUCGUCUGAGUCGGAGUCUCCACGAGGUAACGAACGUCAUGUCGAAUUUGCUGAUGAGGUGAAAGUCAAGUGGCAGGAAAUUGAAAAAGAGGAGAAGUCGGAUAAUCGGGAGGAAAAUGAGAAGUCGGCUAAGAAGAAGAAGUUGAUGCUACAGAGACUUGAGAGAAGAAGACGAAGGCGAAGUGGAGAGAGUGAUGACUUGGAGAUGGAUUCUGACCCUGAUUGCGAUGUUCCUUUCGAUACCAUGUUCAGCGAUUCUGACGAAGAUGAGGCCUUGAACUACUUGGGCGAAUCUGACUCAUCCAACGACAGCGAUGACAACUUAAUGGAGAGCCAAGAACUUCGGCCUGGAUUUGCCGCCAAGGGUGGUCAGGAACAAAACAGUGCAAACCAGAACGAUAUUCUCUCCUCUGAUCUGAAUCCCAUCAACGAGUUUGCAUUCUUCGGUACAUUUGAUGACAACCUUCCAAAAAAUCCAUUCGGAAGUGACAGGGUUUUUGACAUCACGCAAGAAUCCGUUGAGAGCUCUCUGCAGGAAUAUUCCAGCGAGUUUUUCACCAAUUCUGACUGUCUGCCUCAUAUUCGUUUUGGUCAUUUGUCGAGUCAACGGGACCAAGACGACAUGCUCGACUUUGAGUUGUGUCAGGAUGUGGUGCAGGGCAAGAAACAAGUGACUGUACCACCAGGAUUUGAUCAAGACCCAGAAAGUAAAUACGUUGAAGAACUUGCUAUGAAGCUGGCUACAUUCAACAUUGAAACAGACACUGAGGGCAGUCUGCAGCCGACGGAUACAGAGAAUUCGAGCUUGCCAACUGAAAGUGACACACAAGAUGCCGAUGCCAGUAGCGAUGAGAGUCUUGAUAGUGUCAUAGACAGGAAUGAGUCAGAGGGACGCCGUGUGAAUCGACUGGUUGACAUAAUCACACGUGAAGGUCUGCUGCCUACCAUCAAAGUGUUCUGUGAUUGGAUGAUAUGCCAUAACCAUAUCGUGGAGACUUGUGCUCAGAGUUCACAUUCAUUGUGGACCAGAUUAUCUAUGCUAUUGAAUAUGCUGCCAACUGAAGAGCAAAUUGCUACACCUGAUAUAUGCACGUCUGACGAAUGCCUGAGGCUGCUAGAACAGACCUCCAACAUCGACUGGUGCCAGAAACAGCCCCUCUCUGAAGACCUCAGUCUCCAGAAUGUGCCACCACUCCGAGACGUGCACAACUGCCUCCAGUUUGACAGCCGACAUCGGGUACCACUGGAUGAAAGACAUGAGACAUUGAUCAGGAUAUGUUGUCUGCUGAAAUUCGGCAGCAAGAUAGCCGAAGUGAAAAGUGUCCCUCUAACAUUCAACGAUCGAAAACACAAGUUCUUCGGGCCGUUGAAUGUCGAUUCAAACUUCGAUGAAGAGUCAGCUCAAGAAAAACUGGCUGACACUGAAGCAAGGAGAAACCAGUUGAUGCGAGAUAUGGCCCAUCUCAGGCUGCAGGCCGAGGUGAACCAGUUGGAAGGCUCCCUGAAACUGGAAAGUAACCCUAACCUGCCACCCUAUCUUAUCCCAGAUGCUUCUGCUCUUACCGAUGGUCUAGAUUGUAUCAAGCAUAUGGCUAACAGUGCCAGGUUUAUUAUCAUUAUUCCUUUGGCAGUGAUAGAUAACCUUGACUUACUGAAGAAGGACAGCUGUAACGCCCGGGAGGCAAUCCGAUGGCUUGAGAUGGAGUUCAAGAAAGGAAAUAGGUAUGUUCGAGCUCAGAAGAGUAAUGAGAAGUCGUCUGCAUCGCCUCAGAAGAAUCUGAAGAGAAAAGACAGGGAAGCAUGGUACUUCUUGCAGGCCAUCAGCUGUUGUAAAUACUUUGCCCACCAGCAGUCCGAGUACAGCCCUAAGGACAUGGUCAGUUACCUAACUAACCAACCCCUCGAUAACCCUAACUUGACCCCAAGGAUGAGGGGUGCUGUAGCUGCUAUGAAACAAGAUGGCAUAAGUAUCGAAAUGGUGAAGGAUUUCUACAUAAAGUGGAAGGAUACUCUCGAAAAGGACAAAGGUUGAAGAUGUUAGGUAACUCGACGUGGGCUCUUCUCUUGACUGUCUCACCCGUCUCACCCUGACCGGGACCCAAGUAUGGAUGACACUGAGUUCUUUCGGUUCUAACACUUGGAUGGCAUAUGAUAUUCAGUGGUGGAUUCCUUCAACCAGCCAGGGCUUGUCUGGACAUGUUCGAUUUGUCAAAUUUCUAGAAGAACGAAAUAGUCACUGCUCAUGACGUCUGCUUCUUUAUGACAAGGGAUCAAAAUUUGUAGCUUGUGUUCUUAAAUUCUGUCAAAGACAAAUACACAUCUCAAAAAUGAGAAGGGAUAUUCAAUUUUGACUCGGUUUCAUGUAAAAAAAGGUAAUCACUUUGUGUGGAAAUUUAUUUGAUUACUUUGAAGAAAUUGUCAAAUGAGAAGGGAUAUUCAAUUUUGACUCGGUUUCAUAUAAAAAAAGGUAAUCACUUUGUGUUGAAAUUUAUUUGAUUACUUUGAAGAAAUUGUCAAAUGUGACUUAGCGGCUUACAAUAAACUUUUAUAGUAAACCUGGUCUUAUUUCAUAUUUUAUUCAUUUUUGACAUGUCUGAAUUCAAACAUUGUUCUUGGCACUUUGGUCAAAAUAAAACACUUGUGAAUGUGGAAUAAAGAGUACAUGUGCCAUUUUGGGAGCAUGUCAAAAUUAUUUUGAAGCUAAAAAAAUAACGAACACUGUACUGUACUGCACUGUACUGUCUCCAGUUCUUGUUUUGUUGUCUUGAUUAACCAUAAUGUAUAAACUUUUCGUUUUUCGUUUUUAUAAGCUUCAAGGUAAUUUUGACACACUCGAUCCUUAACUUUUGUGUUGUCAUUUCUUCAAUACCUUCAAAGUGUAAAUUGCCAAAUUCUCGUGGAGUUUUAUCACAACUGCAAUUUGCAAAGAUAAAAAUUGUGAAAAGAUAUUUUUUGGUCUGAAAAACCAAAGGAGAUUUUGUAUUUCACAAAAAUGAAAAUUGUGAAAAUUUAGUUUUCACAAAAAUGUUUGCAAAUGACAAAAAUUAGUAGAAGUAGAAAAAUUUGUUACUUUACAGUAUUA